Solea senegalensis (Senegalese sole) is the source of this 2217-nucleotide messenger RNA. Its product is annotated as contactin-associated protein-like 4. Lineage: Eukaryota; Metazoa; Chordata; Actinopteri; Pleuronectiformes; Soleidae. The record is from RefSeq and is a predicted model, not a curated record. Bases 94 to 2217 code for a protein of 707 amino acids. The transcript has 14 exons.
GCAGAGGUUCUGUCGUCUCUCCACCUCUCCUCUCUUCUCCUCUCUCUCAGUCGCCGUGGUUUGUCUCUGCAGUUUUCCCUCCGCUUCUCCAUCAUGGAUGUGUGGACUAAAAGAGUCGCUGGUAUUAUCGUCGCUCAGGUUCUGCUUCUCUCCAGCUCGUGCGGGACAAGAGGAGAAGACGCAUGUGACCGCGCACUGGUGUCCAAUCUGCCGCCAUCGUCCUUCCGGAGCUCCUCGCAGCUGUCCAGCAGCCACGCCCCGGGCUUCGCCAAGCUCAACAGGAGAGAAGGAGCUGGAGGUUGGUCGCCCCUCACCUCAGACAGGUAUCAGUGGUUGGAGGUCGACCUCGGUGAGCGCACCAGGAUCACCGCCGUCGCUACUCAAGGUCGCUACGGCAGCUCUGAUUGGCUGUCGUCGUACCUGCUGAUGUUCAGUGACACGGGACACAACUGGAAACAGUACAGACAGGAGGACAGUACCGGGUCUUUUCCAGGGAACACUAAUGCAGACAGUGUGGUUCAGUACAAGCUGCAGCAGCCGGUGAUCGCUCGCUUCCUCCGCCUCAUCCCUCUGGGCUGGAAUCCCAACGGACGGAUCGGACUCAGGCUGGAGACAUACGGAUGUCCUUAUACCUCUGAUGUGGUGAGUUUCGACGGAAGAAGCAGCAGUCUGGUGUACAGGGCGAGUCCCGGGCUGAGGCAGGCGUCCAGAGAUGUCGUAUCUCUGAAGUUCAAAACCCUGAGGAAUUCUGGGACACUGCUGCACGCUGCAGGAGAGGGAGGACUCGGCAUCAGUCUGGAGUUAGAGAGAGGGAGACUCCGGUUGCUCCUCAGACAAGGUGGUGGGGCUUUGUCCUCUGAACCCCAGUGUCUUGCUUCCCUUGGCAGCCUGUUAGAUGAUCGUCACUGGCAUCAUGUCGCAGUGGAGCGGCAGAGUUCCCACCUCAACCUCACUGUGGACAAACACAGUGAGACAAUUCAAAUCCCUGCAAUUUUCAGUCACUGGGACAUAGAACAGCUGAGUGUGGGGGCAUCCCUGAGUCUCAACCCUCUGAGACUGCUCGACUCCAAGAGGAACUUCCACGGCUGCCUGGAAAACCUGCUGUACAACGGCCUGAACUUGAUAGAGCGAGCUAAACACAAGAACCAACAAGUUACUCUCUUGGGCAAUGUGACCUUUUCUUGUGCUGAGCCAGUUUCCGUCGCCGCAACGUUUCCCGGCCCCCAGAGCUUUCUCCAGUUGCCGGUGGUAGCAACAUCCGACUCAGAGGGCGUGUCCGUGGGGUUUCAGUUCAGGACGUGGAACAACGCGGGGCUUCUGGUCACCUUUGCCAUUCCUAACGAGGGCGGCGUAGUCUGGUUGUACCUGAGUGAGUCUAGACUGCGGCUACAGAUUCAUAAGACUGGCAGGGCCGUGCUGGAGCUGAGUGCAGGUUCAGCUCUGAACGACGGUCAGUGGCAUUCAGUGGAUUUCACCUCUGGACGAGGACGCGUGGCUAUCGCUGUCGAUGAAGGAGGGGGAGGUGUCGCUCACUCCAGCCCCUCGUUUCCUGUCGCCAUAAGACAUCAGCUCUUUUUUGGGGGUUGUCCCGCUGAACACUACAAUCAGGAAUGUAGAAACCCCUUUGACACCUUCCAAGGCUGCAUGCGUCUCCUCACUGUGGACGACCAGCCAGUGGACUUGAUCCUGGUCCAGCAAAGGCUGCUGGGAAACUACAGCUACCUGCAGAUCGACAUGUGUGGCAUCAUUGACAGGUGUUCUCCCAAUCGGUGUGAACAUGGAGGCCACUGCAGCCAAUCGUGGACUGUCUUCCACUGUAACUGCUCUGACAGCGGCUACAGCGGAGCAACCUGCCACAGCUCUGUGCACGAACAGUCCUGCGAGGCCUACAAGCACAACGGCAACACGUCGGGGCUUUUUUACAUCGAUGUGGACGGCAGCGGACCAAUCAAACCUCAGCUGGUCUACUGCAACAUGACAGAGGAGAACACAUGGAUGGUGGUCCAGCACAACAACACAGAGCUGACCAGAGUCCAACCCUCUCCAGGUGUGAACCAGCAUGCGGUUCACUUUGACUACUCGUCUCUUGAGGAACAACUGUCGGCCAUGAUCAGCCAAUCACAGCACUGCGAACAGGAACUGUCCUAUCACUGCAGGAAGUCCCGCCUCCUCAACACCCCAGAGGCUUUGCACGUCUCCCGCGUGGCACAAGAUUGA